CCCUUGACAAUGACAAAACUGUUCUCGGCUCGGCUGUUCUCGCCUUUUAUCCACCAACUAUAAUGGUCAGCUGCAAAAACUAUGCCUCUAUGCAAAUAAUCAGUGGAGUUUCUGAGGAGAGGGGCUCGUGACGACAGAUCAUCAAACAGGCAACCUUUGUCACUCUUUGAAUGUGCAGUAACCACAGAAAGACAGUGGGGUGCUAUCUAUGCUUCACUCUGCUAACAGUGUUUUUAUUUUAACAACCGCCGAGCUGCUUCUAUUCGGGUAGGUGUAUCCCGCCAAUCUGGAAAUCAUUUACUAUUUUUUCCUUGCACUCUCUCCGCCCCGUGGGAUAUCUCUGCUGCUAAAAUCUGACAGAAGCAAAGCAGCUCGCCUCUCUCCCUUCUCUCGUCCCAUCCCAUCUCCUUGCAGGACACCAAGCUGCUGAACUGCUGAAUGACACUGAGUUUAAGGGAAGUUUGAAUUACAACACUGGAUGACAACUUUGGAUUUUAACCAUACGCCAUGACGCCUCUCAUAUUUUUAAUUCUACACGUCGUACAGUUUGGCAGUGCCGAUAUUUUGGGAGGUAACGGUUCGUGCGAUUUUGAGGACGGCACGUGUGGCUACGAGUCAGAUCCCAAUAAUGAUCCGUGGAUCGUGAAUUUACAAGGUCGCUAUGUCUAUAUUGAAGGCUCACAUCGUCAUGAUGGAAAAUUGGGCCUCCUUGCCAGUUCUGAACUGCGAGCUCUGGGAGAAAGCUGUGUGAGGCUUGUAUAUCAGAUAACUGGCACAGAUCCUGGAAGACUGAAUAUGUACUUUCGACCAGCAGGAAACAGCUUUGAUUUUCUGCUCUGGUCUGCAAAUGAAUCAUCUGACAGCUGGAAAAUUGCUAGUAUAGGUGUAAGGAACAUAACAGACAAAUCCAAGAUUCUUCUAGAAGCUGUAGUCAGUCCAGACCCAAAGGCUAGUAUUGCAGUUUUUGAAAUCAAAAUCUCUCCUGGUUACUGUAUUGUGUGUACCUUUGAAGAGAAUCACCUUUGCGGCUAUAACAACAGGUGGAACCCAAAUCUCAACUGGCUUGUUGGUGGAGGUUCAGUUCGAGAUUCACCCACAAACCUACCAACUGAUCAUACAUUGGACAAUGAGCAAGGUCACUAUAUGUAUGUUGAUGCUAUCUACACCACAAGUUUACAUGAAGUUGCUCAGUUAAUGUCACCGGUGACAACUUCUGCCCUGCUGGGAUGCCUGUCCUUCUUUUACCAACUGGAACAGACUCAAUCCAACUUAUUUGUCGUUUAUACAAAGGACAGAAUGGGACAUUAUGAGGAGGUGUGGAGGGCAAAUAAAUCUACACACAGUUGGACCUUGGUAAAAGUGAAUAUUAAAGCAGCGCAUCCAUUUCAGAUUGUGUUCGAAGUUGCAUUCAGCAGCACAAAAGGAGGUUACGCAGCAUUGGAUGAUAUUUAUUUUUCCUCACAGUUCUGUGACAAUAAAACAGAACUAAUAUUCGACCCAUCUGUGGCAAACUGCAACUUCGAUCAAGAUUUGUGCAAUUAUUCCCAAAACCACAAAGAUGGCACCAAGUGGACGAGACUGAUUCGAAAACCCAAUGCAUUUCAUUUUGGAGACCACACAAGUGGAGUAGGUGGCUUUCUGAUGUCCAAUGCAAGGUUCGGUUACCAUCAGGAGUAUGUAGCUCACCUGGCUGGCCCACUUUUGCAUGCUAAUCUCCAGUAUUGCUUGCGCUUCUUUUACGCCCUGAAUCACUUUGUCACAGAGGAUGCCUUCGCAGUCUACAUCUAUGAUGAAGAAGACCAUGUAGUAGAAAAGAUUUGGUCAAUUCCUAAAUCGCCCACUGGAAUAUGGAUUCAAGCAGAAGUUAACUAUCGAAGGCAGGAGGCCAGCAAGAUAGUUUUUGUAAGUGUCUGUAAGAAUUUCUGGAACUGUGGAAAAGUAGCACUGGAUGAUGUCACAGUGAGCCAAGGAGACUGUCGAAUUCCUGGAGGUUCCUGGCUACCUGCUCCAGGGCGGUGCAAUUUUGAUACGGAUUAUUGUGGAUUUGUUCAGGAUCAUAAGGACAAAGGCAACUGGUAUAGAAGAGCUGGUACAACACCAACAUCCUUCACGGGUCCAAAGGGGGAUCACACAACAGGGGUAGGGCGCUACUUGUAUGUAGAGGCCUCUCAUAUAAGGCAUGGAUACAAUGCACGCUUGUUGUCAUGGCCACUGCGAGGAUUCACAGGCGACCAGUGCCUGAUAUUCUUCUACCAUAUGUAUGGACUUGGAACUGGAUCGUUAAAUGUUUACUUGAGGAAGGAGAAUGCUGAAGAAACUCUCUUAUGGAAAAGAACAGGGGAGCAGAGUGUAUCUUGGCUCAAGGCCUCCGUAGAAUACAAUUGUGAAGAAAACCAUCAGAUUGUCUUUGAAGCGAUUCGUGGCCUGUCAAGACACAGUGACAUUGCAAUAGACGAUAUUUUAUUUCAAAACGGACCCUGUGAAGGGAGUGUCUAUGAAGGCAGUGGAUACCUCGAUGCUCAAACAUUUUUACCGUCUGUGAGAUACAAGAAAACCUUUGCUACAUGACCCUGAAUCUCCAAAUCAACCAGAUUGGUACAGCAUUUACAUCUGAAUAGGGGUUCCAUCAGGAUGGGCUGUGGAACAACUACAGGGAACAUUUGUGUUAAUGAGGAGUUUGAGUUGAAUCGUGUAGAAGUUGUAAAUGAUUUUUGGUCUUCAUCAAAAAGAAUUCAAUUGAUUUGAAUGACUCUUUGCUAAAUAUUAAAACAGAUAUGUAUGUUAAUUUGUUAGUGAAGACGUAGUAGCCAUGGGCUUCUUAAUGUUUGCUUUAGUACCUGGAAAUAUCCAGUAUUCGUUGAUUACUGAAGAAGUGUAAAUAUUCAGCAUUUCAAAAUGACAGAAGAUGGGAUCACCAGCACGAUUUGAGAUUUUUUUAAAAAACGUUAUUAAGUAUGUGAUUAGCAGUUCCUUCCUGGCCAUGUACUGUCCAAUCACAUGCCAGAUUUGUUCUAUAUUUAACCAAUUCAAAUAAAGA
Molecule: messenger RNA, 3037 nt
Organism: Stegostoma tigrinum
Lineage: Eukaryota; Metazoa; Chordata; Chondrichthyes; Orectolobiformes; Stegostomatidae
Gene: mamdc2a
Product: MAM domain containing 2a
Exons: 15
Coding region: 508-2568 (686 amino acids)
Cellular component (GO): membrane
Source: RefSeq, a predicted model, not a curated record